This is a messenger RNA of Acytostelium subglobosum LB1, 2400 nucleotides long. RefSeq lists its product as hypothetical. Gene Ontology annotation, cellular component: microtubule; membrane; cytoplasm. Lineage: Eukaryota; Evosea; Eumycetozoa; Acytosteliales; Acytosteliaceae. The transcript is spliced from 3 exons. The coding region runs from base 1 to 2400 and encodes 799 amino acids. The record is from RefSeq and is a predicted model, not a curated record. Gene Ontology annotation, molecular function: GTP binding; GTPase activity; microtubule binding.
AUGUCAGUGUUCAAAAAGAAAGAUAAGACUGAGAAGGAUGACAAGAAGAAGAAGCAUGAUGAUGACAAGUACUCACCAACCACCAGCUCACCAGUGAGCUCCACUCUUGGUAAUGUGGCUACACCAGUGCCAUUCGCUGAUGAGGAGAGAAUCAGACGUGAGGAGGAGGAGAGAAAGAAGAAGUUGGACGAGCAGAAGCGCAAGGAGGAUGAGGACCGCGCCAAAAAGGAGCAGCUCGAGAAGCAGCGUCGCGAAGAAGAGGAACGCAAGAAAUCAUCUGCAGCCAACGACGAGAUGAACGAAGAGUUUGAGAUUCAAAGUUUGGACCAGCAAGGCAAGUCUGCCAGUGCCGGCACCCAAGACCUCUUCUCCUUCUUCCCAAAUGAGGUCUACUCUGCCUAUGACAAGCUCCAGGCAUUCUCCAGAGACCUUAACACAUCGAUCGCUCAGCCAGAGAUUGUGUUUGUUGGACCAAAGAGCUCAGGCAAGUCUAGCUUGGUUGAGGCAUUCAUUGGACGCCCAUUGAACAUUGUUGGCGCGCUGGGAUGCUCAAAGAGAUCGAUCCACUUCCAGUUUGUUAACAAUGCCGAGUGCGAGGUGGCCAAGGUCACCGUCAAGAGAGACGCCCUGAUCAAGGAGCUCGACCACGACGUCGUCAUCACCGUGGAGCAGCUAAACGACACUUUGAACCGUCGCAACACCGUCAUCUCGGACGAGCCCAUCUACGUGCUCAUCGAGUCCAGGUCCACACUCAACCUGACUCUGAUCGACACCCCGGGUCUCGUGGCCGACGGUGCCAACGAUCACGCCAAGAUCGACGCUAUAGUCAGCGCCAUCCUGCGUCCCAACCACCGUCUGAUCGUUGCCGUCGAGCCAUGCGGCGACUGGGCCAACAUGACCAUGCUGCCAUUUGUCAAGCGUGUGGACCCCGAGCUCAGCCGCUCCACCUUUGUCUUCACCAAGUUCUUCAACGUCAUCCAGGACUUCAACUCGACUCGCUCCGUCAACCGCUUCCUUGCCGGCGCCGUCUCUGACAUUAAGAGUUUCUUUGUCACUAUCCCCAACCACAAGAUCCGCGCACGCUUCGCCGACCCAGCCAGCUUCCAGGAGAAGCUGGCCCAGGCAUACAAGCGUGACAUGAACGCACUGGAGCAGUUCCAGUACGAUAAGCGCUAUGAGCGCAACAUUGGAGUGACCCCCUUCCGCAGAUACAUCCUCAACAUCAUCUGGAAGUCCUACCAGGACGGCAUUCCCCGCAUCCUCAAGCACCUGCGCGCCAAGCGCCAGGCCGCCGAGAUCGCCCUGAACGAUCUGCAGAAGCAGUCAUCGUCGCUGGACGCCACCAUGCUGCGCGCCGUCGCAUCGCACUACACCGUCGGCUUUUUGCAGAUCACCGAGAAGCUGCUGGCGGGUACCAGUGAGGGUAACCCCACUGUGAAUGGUCAAACACUGGAGGAGGAGAAGCACCAACAGGGCGACGGCGGCGACUGGGUCGACCUGUACAACCGCCCAAUCAAGUUUGACGCUGAGGAGUGGGGCAUCGCCUACUGGAACAGCAAGCUCUACGGAGGUCAGCAGUUUGAGCGUCUCAUGUCUGAGUUCAAGGCCGUCUGCGACAACACCAAGAUCACCGAGGUCACUCUGGACGACGUGGCCACCGCGUCGGGCAUCAACAAGCUCAACAACAUCCCCAACUACGCCUGGGCUGCUUGCGACCUCGCUCAGCAAAAGUCUCAGGACGCCAUGGUGCCAUUGAUCGAGCAGCUCUGCGAGCGCGCCAUCUAUAUCAUGAAGCGUCUGGCCGACGUUGCCGACAAGGUGGUGGACUCAAGAAAGAAGAACCGCAUCACCGCCAGCAGCGGUCUGGCCGGCGGCCGCUUCGACAUGGAGAACAUCGACCAGUACCCAUACUUCACUCACCAUGUGCGCGACCUGUUCUUCAAGUUCAUUGAGCAGGCCAGCAAGAUCUGCAAGGAGAAGUGCAUGGACGAGUUCUACUCGACGCGCACCAUCUACUGGGAGCUCACCGAGCAUCCAGACCAGUCGCUGCCCGUCGUAAGGAACGACCACCAGGACACACGCGCCACCGUCGAGCAUCUGACAACACAGUUGUUCGAGUCAAUCAGGAAGCGCAUCACCAAGAACGUGCUGUUGAAGUUCUACAACUUCUUCCUGGUGCCCAUCCAGACCGACCUCUGGAGCGAGAUCCAGGGCAAGAUCACCUGUCUGUCCAACGAGUCGCUCGAGCAGAUCUUUGAGGUCAACGCCACCAAGGAGCAACUCAAGGAGGACGAGAAGAACCAACAGGUCAUCCUCGAGAAGUACACCAAGAACGACGAGCUCUUCUUGAAGGCUGCCUCACAGUUCUGUCAUCCAUUGUCAACUGCCUCAGUACAAUAA